AUGUCGAACAGAGCCCCUUUCCUCUGGGGGCUGGUGCUGCUGAUAGCCAGUGUUGUAAGAAGUGAUUACGAGUGUGUUUGUAACUACAACGUCGAAACAGCGGUACAACCUGAUGCGUCCACUUCCGGCCAGGCUCUCGGAUACAUGUACGAGUUCGAUUGUAAGGCCUUGGGUCACCAGUCCACUGUACCUGAUUGGCUAGUAAUUCAGUUUGAACACAAGUACGGAUUUAUCCACAAAGACAGUAACAUCGAGUUACAGACGUGUCCUGGAAAUCCACCUGACUCGGACCAAGUCCACCAAACCACAGCGGAGAUCACCUCUACCACGACUCCACAGCCGACAACUCCACAGCCGACAACUUUAUUGCCUACCACAUCUACAACACCAGAAACAACAACUUCAAUAACAACAACGACAUCAAUGACGACAACAACACAAACUACAACAACAACAACGACACCAACCCCUACAACAGUUACAACAACACUGCCAACCCCUAAACCAACCCCUACAACAGCAACAACAACACAUUCACCUACAACCACAACAAUUCCAACAAGCACUCCAACAACUGCAACAACUACUUCUCCUCCUACUACUACUACAGCACCAAGGCUGACCACCACUCCAAGCACAACACCAACGACAGAAUCAACAACAGCAAUGACAUUGUCGACAGCUUCCGUGGCCUAUGCGUACAAUUGUUCGGCAACCCAUUUUAACUACGCAGCGCAUGAACAUGGGACCCUAUUCACGGUUGGCAGAACAUGCUACGAGAUUGUUCCUGUACAUCACACCUGGUCAUAUGCGGAAUCCGACUGUAAACAGAGAGGCGGCCACCUUGCGCACAUAUCCGACAGUUAUCACCAAACUGCCGUCUACGACGUGGUCAGGCAAUACCAUGGAGACAAUGUUUGGAUUGGUCUAAACGACAAAAACCAUGAAGAAAACUUCGAAUGGACAUCAGGAGAUCCCGUUAAUUAUACCAACUGGAUGCCCGGGCGAAAGGACAUUUUCUUCCACGCAUUCGAAGACUGUGUCAGUUUAAGUCUAGGACAAUAUGCAGGAAGGUGGGAAGAUGAAGAAUGCGGGAACACCUAUGGAUAUGUGUGCGAGUUUGGAGAUAUAAACAUGUGUCCACCGAAAGCCGUAUCCUUAGCACACCGCUAUGGAACACUAUUAGUACAACAUGACAGGAGCUGCUACGAACUGCUGCACAAUAAAGUCACCUGGGACCAUGGAGAAGCCCUAUGUCAGCAGGCAGGGGGACAUUUAGCGCACAUUAAUAACGCACAGGAGCAGAAUUACAUACAAUCAUUUAUGAUGGCGUAUAAUCCCACAAAAGCCUUUUGGAUCGGCUUACAUGACAGACAAACUGAGGGACGAUUUGAAUGGACUGCAGGCGACCCAGUGACGUACACAAACUGGAUACCUGGUCAUACCGACAACUUUGUGAGUCACAACCUCGAGGAUUGUGUGGCAUUUGUACCAUACAAAGGGGGGAUAUGGGACGAUAUCCCCUGUGGAUCACAGAGCUUCUUUGGUGGUGACACUGGAGAGACGCAUCUCUCCCUUUGUGAAUACAACAUCGCAGCCAGUGGGGGUGUGCUAGUAGGACGUUGA
Molecule: messenger RNA, 1626 nt
Organism: Mya arenaria
Lineage: Eukaryota; Metazoa; Mollusca; Bivalvia; Myida; Myidae
Product: aggrecan core protein-like
Exons: 9
Coding region: 1-1626 (541 amino acids)
Source: RefSeq, a predicted model, not a curated record